AUGGCCACCGUCAACACGAAGACCGGCCAGGCCGUUGACCGGUCGAUUCUAGACUCGAUGCUCCGUCGACGACUCUUUUACACCCCCUCCUUUGAGAUCUACGGUGGGGUUUCUGGCCUCUACGAUUAUGGCCCCCCCGGUUGCUCCGUUGUGGCCAACAUUGUGGACUUGUGGAGGAAGCACUUCGUGCUGGAGGAGGAUAUGCUGGAGGUUGACUGCACCAUGCUCACCCCGCAUGAGAUUUUGAAGACCAGUGGACACGUCGAGAAGUUCGCGGACUGGAUGUGCAAGGACCCCAAGACUGGCGAGAUCUUCCGUGCGGACCACCUGGUGGAAGAGGUGCUUGAGUCCCGCCUGAAGGGUGACAAGGAGGCUCGCGGCCAGAAGGUCGCGGUCGACGCGGAGAAGGAGGCCAAGAAGAAGAAGAAGAGCAAGGAGGCCAAGGCGAUCAAGCUGGAUGACGCCGUGGUCAAGGAGUACGAGGAGGUGCUGGCGCAGAUUGAUAACUACGGUGGACCAGAGUUGGAGGAGAUCAUCGCCAAGUACGAUAUCAGAAAUCCUACGACUGAUGGCAACCUCUUGCCCCCUGUCGCCUUCAACCUGAUGUUCCAGACUGCGAUUGGACCCAGCAGCAACAUGCCGGGCUACCUGCGUCCUGAGACUGCCCAGGGUCAAUUCUUAAACUUCCAGAAGCUGCUGGACUUCAACAACCAGUCCAUGCCUUUUGCGUCGGCUUCCAUUGGCAAGUCGUUCCGAAACGAGAUUUCUCCUCGCGCUGGUCUCCUGCGUGUGCGUGAGUUCCUCAUGGCCGAGAUCGAGCACUACGUGGACCCCGAAGGUGGUAAGAAGCACAGCCGUUUCGAGGAGGUCAAGGAUGUCGAGAUGACCCUGCUCAACCGUAACGUCCAGCUCGCUGGCAGCACCCAGGUCGAGAAGAUGACCAUUGGAAAAGCCGUUGAGACCGGCCUGGUGGACAAUGAAACCCUGGGCUACUUCUUGGCUCGCAUUCAAAUCUUCCUGCAGAAGCUGGGUGUUGACCAGAACAAGGUCCGAUUCCGUCAGCACAUGGCUAACGAGAUGGCCCACUACGCUGCCGACUGUUGGGAUGCCGAACUCCUGACCAGCUAUGGCUGGAUUGAGUGUGUUGGCUGUGCUGACCGAAGUGCGUACGACCUGACGGUGCACAAGAACAAGACUGGUGCCCCUCUUGUCGUCCGUGAACCUCGGGCUGAGCCCCUGAAGAUCGAGGAGUGGCAGAUCGAUCUCGAAAAGAAGAAGUUCGGUCCCCGAUUCAAGAAGGAUGGCAAGACUGUCGAAGCUGCCGUCGAUGCUCUUUCCCAGGAGCUGCGCGAGAAAUUGUCGCUCGACCUCGAGCAAAAUGGAAAGAUUGAAAUUGACGUGGAGGGCGUUGGCUCCGGCAAGGUCGAGCUUGAAAAGGAUAUCAUCAACAUUGAGAAGCGUACCCGGGUUGAGAACACCCGCGAGUACACUCCCAACGUCAUUGAGCCGUCAUUCGGUAUUGGUCGUAUCUUCUACGCUAUGAUUGAGCACGUCUACUGGUCGCGAGCCGGCGACGAGGCCCGUGGGGUCCUCUCCUUCCCCCCCUUGAUUGCCCCCACUAAGGUUCUCCUGGUUCCUCUUUCAACCCACGCAUCAUUCCGUCCGCUGUCGCAGCGUCUGAUGUUGAAGCUGCGCCGCAUGGGUGUUUCUAACCGUGUCGACGACUCGUCGGCCAGUAUUGGCAAGCGUUACGCCCGUAACGACGAGCUGGGUACACCCUUUGGUAUCACUGUCGACUUCCAGUCGGUCAAGGAUAACACCUUUACGCUGCGUGACCGUGACUCGACCAAGCAAGUCCGUGCCAGCGAGGAUGAGAUUCUGCAGGCCAUCAAGUCGAUGGUCGACGGCGACGAGACAUGGGAGGACAUCCGCAAGCGACUCCCCGAAUUUACUGGCCAAGACGUUGAAUAG
Messenger RNA from Aspergillus wentii DTO 134E9, 1971 nucleotides. RefSeq names its product glycine--tRNA ligase. NCBI's taxonomy places the organism in Eukaryota, Fungi, Ascomycota, Eurotiomycetes, Eurotiales, Aspergillaceae. Gene Ontology annotation, biological process: mitochondrial glycyl-tRNA aminoacylation. The record is from RefSeq and is a predicted model, not a curated record. Bases 1 to 1971 code for a protein of 656 amino acids. Gene Ontology annotation, cellular component: mitochondrion; cytoplasm. Gene Ontology annotation, molecular function: ATP binding; glycine-tRNA ligase activity. The transcript is spliced from 2 exons.